GAGGCCCCUUGUAAAAUGAAAAGCACCUUGCCCUGCUCCAGACGCCUGCCUGUGGAGAGGUUCAGUGCCAAAGUGAAAGGCUUCCUAAAAGUGGGCUGAUCCAGGGAGGGGGACAAUUUAGGAGCUAUUGAGAAACCAGGAAGGACAAACAGUGUUAGGUCAUUGCUUCUGCAAACACAGCCAGGGCUGUUCCUCUAUAAAAAGGAGAGAAAACAGUUCCAGAGCCAUCACAGACCCGGAGGGGACGGUCUGUGACCAAGGCUGCUGCUCCCCCUCCUCGGCACCCGACCCCCUGCUCCACCAUGAAACUCUUCCUCUCCACUCUGCUGUCCUUUGGGAUAGUGGCUCUGUGUUUUGCUGCUCCCCCCAAGACAAGUGUUAGAUGGUGCACAAUAUCCUCAGCAGAAGAGAACAAAUGCAUUACUCUAAAGGACCUCAUGCAACAGGAGAAUGUUGCACUGAACUGUGUGAAGAAACCCUCAUACCUGGACUGCAUAAAAGCCAUUUCGAAUGAUGAAGCAGAUGCCAUUAGCUUGGAUGGUGGCCAAGUUUUUGAAGCAGGCCUUGCCCCCUACAAGCUGAAGCCCAUUGCUGCUGAGGUCUACAAACAAAAUGGAGGCUCCACAACUGGCUACUACGCCGUGGCUGUGGUGAAGAAAGGAACAGGCUUCACCAUAAACGACCUGCAGGGCAAGACCUCCUGCCACACAGGGCUGGGCAGGUCUGCUGGCUGGAACAUCCCCAUUGGCACACUCCUCCACAGGAAAGAUAUCAAGUGGGAUGGCAAAGACUCAGCCUCCAUUGAGCAAGCGGUGGCAAACUUCUUCUCUGCCAGCUGUGUGCCUGGUGCCACCUCUGAUCAGAAACUGUGUCGCCAGUGCAAGGGCGACUCCAAAACCAAAUGCUCCCGCACAGGACCUUAUUCUGGAUACUCUGGAGCUUUCCACUGUCUGAGAGAUGGAAAAGGAGACGUGGCUUUUGUGAAACACACAACUGUGGAAGAAAACGCCCCAGAUGAGAAGGAUGCGUAUGAGCUUCUGUGUCUGGAUGGCACUCGUCAGCCUGUGGACAACUACAAAGCUUGCCACUGGGCCAGGGUGCCUGCUCAUGCUGUCGUGGCUCGAGAUGAUAGCAAGGUUGAUGACAUCUGGAGUCUUCUCUCAAAAGCACAGGAAAGGUUUGGCGUGGGCACCACCAGCACCUUCCACCUCUUUGGGCCACCUGGUAAGAAGGACCCAGCUCUCAAAGACCUGCUUUUCAAAGACUCUGCUGUAGAGCUGAAACGUAUCCCACCACUGAUGGAUUCCCAGCUCUACCUGGGCUAUGAGUACUACAGUGCCAUCCAGAGCCUUCAGAAAGACCAGCUGAACUCCAACCGCAGAGAAAACAAGACACGGUGGUGUGCAGUGGGCAAGAGUGAGAAGAGCAAGUGUGACCUCUGGAGCGUGAUGAGCAACGGGGAGGUGGAGUGCACUGUGGCAGACAACACCAACGACUGCAUUAUUAAGAUAAUG
Molecule: messenger RNA, 1514 nt
Organism: Merops nubicus (carmine bee-eater)
Lineage: Eukaryota; Metazoa; Chordata; Aves; Coraciiformes; Meropidae
Product: ovotransferrin-like
Exons: 9
Biological process (GO): antibacterial humoral response; iron ion transport
Cellular component (GO): recycling endosome; early endosome; plasma membrane
Source: RefSeq, a predicted model, not a curated record